UCAGCCAUUCAGGAUGAUGAAAGACGGUCAGCGGAGGAGAUGGAUGAGAGGCGGCGGCAGAACAUUGCCUAUGAGUACCUGUGUCACCUAGAAGAGGCCAAACGGUGGAUGGAGGCCUGCCUGGAAGAAGAACUGCCCACUACUACAGAACUGGAGGAGGGACUGAGGAAUGGUGUCUAUCUUGGCAAACUUGCCAACUUCUUUGCACCCACAAUGGUUUCAUUAAAAAGGAUCUAUGACAGAGAUCAAGCUCGGUACAAAGCGAACGGACUGCACUUUAGGCACACUGACAACACAGUUCAGUGGCUCAGGGCCAUGGGGUCAGUGGGUCUCCCAAAGAUAUUUUACCCAGAAACAACAGAUGUGUAUGAUCGUAAAAAUAUGCCCAAAGUAGUAUACUGCAUACAUGCACUCAGCUUGUACUUGUACAAACUCGGCAUUGCACCACAAAUCCAAGAUCUAUUGGGGAAGGUGGCUUUUACAGACGAAGAGAUAAGUAACAUGAGGAGUGAGCUGGACAAAUAUGGUAUUCAAAUGCCAGCUUUCAGUAAGAUUGGAGGAAUCCUGGCCAAUGAGCUAUCAGUGGAUGAAGCAUCAUUACACGCUGCUGUUUUUGCCAUCAAUGAGGCAGUUGACAGGGGUCAGGAAUCUGUAACGAUGGCAGCCCUCAGGAAUCCAAACGCGAUGCUGAGAAACACCCAAGAAGCUUUGGCGCAAGACUAUCAGGACAUGUUGACCCAGGCCAAGACCCGAAAACAAGCUCAGUCCUCAAGCAGUUUUUCCUCCAUGUGUACUGAGGAAAGAGAUGUUUAUGAGGAGCUGUUGACACAGCAGGAGAUCCAGAGUUGCAUAGACUUUGCAAACAAACUUGAGGCAAUUUCAGCAAUCAACACGGCUAUUCGUCUCGGUGACGCAGUGGUGACCUUGGAUGAGCUCAGUGACCCCGAAGCUCAACUGCCAAUUGUUUACCCAACAGCUGCCAAUCUGUAUCAGAAUGAGCUCUUUAGUUUGCAACUACAAGGAGGGAGGUCUGGCCUGAACCACGAGGACUUGUGUGUGGCUGUAGAAAUGCUGUCAGCAGUAGCUGUCCUCAACGAGGUUCUGGACACCAAGGAUCCACAGGCUGUGAUCGAGCAACUAACCGAUUCACUUCUUGGUUUUACAAAUAUGGACCAAGAUAACCUUAACAGGUAUGUUAACUCCCUAAUCCAAGAACGGGAGGAGUCUCUUGCAAAAGGCCAAGAAUUUCUCACUUGGAAUGAUGUUCAAAAGUGCAUUGAUGUCAUCAACAUUCAGGUCCUUGAAGAGCAUGAACGAAUCAUAGCAAUAGCUGAGAUUAACGAGGCAUUGAACUCUGGUGAACAUCAGCAGACACUUGCAGCCCUGCUCCUCCCCACUGCCAAGUUGACAGGGGUGAACCCAGUCACAUCCAAACACUACCAUGAGGUCUUACAAUAUACUAAACAACUACUCUGCCAGACCUCUGGAGACGAGUCUGCUUUACUGUGGCUGGACCAAAUUCAAGACGCUAUACAUGCAGCCAACCAAAAUGCAGAAGAUGCUAUCACAAUGGCAGAAGCUGUAGCUGACAUAAACGAUUUGGUAGUACAGGGUGACUCCAAGAAUACUUUGCAGGCUCUGCAAUUACCAAAUGCAGGUCUGAAACUUGUACUUGCUGAAUGUGCUGACAUGUACCAGGCUGAACUUGCAGAAGCACAAAGACAGAUGGCACCUCAAGGUAGCCCUGAGAGUGUGUGGGUGAAACACUGCAUAAAGGAAAGAUAUGACUACUACUAUAAUCUGGACACAGGAGACGGUAUCUGGGAGGAGCCUGAAAGCUUUAGAAACAAUAGUCGGCAUCUCAAUAAAGAGGAAAUUCAGAAUGCAAUCAGUUGUGUGACUGCACAAUAUAAUCGGGAACAGUUGUGGUUGGCCAAUGAGUUCUUGGUGACAUUGCUGCAGGCGAGGAUCCGAGGUUUUCUGGUGAGGCAAAGGCACACUCAGAGAAUGGAGUACCUGCGUCAGCAAGAACCCCAUGUCAUCAGGCUGCAGGCCUUUUGGAAGGGUUACAAGCAAAGAAAAAUAUACAACGACAGGAUAAAAGUGCUUCAUGAAAACGUUAGCUCAGUUGUCAAGAUUCAGUCUUUUGUUAGAAUGUGGAGGGCCAGACGUAAUUACAAAGAACGUUUGAAAUACUUCAAAGAUCAUGAGAAGGACAUUGUGACGAUCCAGGCUUUUGUGAAGGGCCAUAAAGCAAGAAAAAAUUAUAGAACUCUAACUGGCGCCAAGGAUCCUCCCCUAUCAGUAGUGCGCAAGUUUGUCCACUUGCUAGAACAGAGCGCUUUGGAUCUGCAGGAAGAGCAGGAAGUGACGCGGCUCAAGGAAGAAGUCGUCACGAAAAUACGCUCAAAUCAGCAGAUGGAGCAAGAUUUGAAUGUGAUGGAUAUCAAGAUUGGGUUGCUGGUCAAGAACAGGAUAACACUGCAGGAUGUUGUCUCCCAUAAUAGGACAAUGAAGAACAUGAAAAAUGAAUCGAAUAACGAUGACCUGGCCAAUGUUGACAAAUUAGGAAUAAAGGGAUUAAAUAAAGGAAAACGGAAAAAACUGGAAGCCUACCAACAUCUUUUUUAUCUACUGCAGACUAACCCAACCUACUUGGCCAAGCUCAUCUUCCAAAUGCCCCAAAACAAGUCUACAAAGUUUAUGGACACUGUGAUCUUCACUUUGUACAACUAUGCCUCCAACCAGCGAGAGGAAUAUCAAUUGCUCAAACUGUUCAAAACAGCUUUAGAUGAAGAAAUCAGGUCUAAGGUUGACCAAAUUCAAGAUAUAGUGACAGGCAAUCCCACAGUCAUCAAGAUGGUGGUGAGCUUCAACCGAGGAGCGCGAGGCCACAAUACUUUACGACAAUUGCUGUCUCCGGUCGUCAAAGACAUCAUUGAGGACAAAAAUCUUGGUAUCAACACCAACCCUGUCGAUGUUUACAAAGCCUGGGUCAACCAGCUAGAGACGGCCACUGGAGAAGUUAGCAAUUUGCCCUACGAAGUGACUCCAGAGCAGGCCAUGUCACAUGAAGAAGUACGCAACAGGCUGGAAGCAUCCAGUAUUGCGCUUCGCUCUGCAACAGAUAAAGUCCUUAACUCCAUUGUGUCCUCCCUGGAUGAUAUUCCUUAUGGCAUGAGAUACGUAGCGAAGGCUCUGAAAAACUGCCUCCAUGAAAAGUUUCCAGAUGCAUCAGAAGAUGAACUAUUUAAGGUUGUAGGAAACUUGCUGUACUACCGCUACAUGAAUCCUGCCAUUGUAGCGCCUGAUGGAUUUGACAUUAUUGAUCUAUCAGCUGGAGGGCAACUCCACGUGGAUCAGCGUCGCAACCUGGGAUCUGUAGCAAAGAUGCUACAGCACGCUGCUGCUAACAAGUUGUUUGAGGGCGAGAACGCACACAUGACGCCGUUGAACGACUUCAUAUCCCAGACAUAUGAAAAGUUUCGGGUGUUUUUCCAGUCUGCCUGUGACGUCCCUGAACCCGAGGAGAAAUUUAAUAUUGAUGAAUACUCAGAUCUGGUAACACUGAGCAAGCCCAUCAUCUACAUUUCUAUUGAAGAGAUAAUCAAUACGCACUCGCUGCUUUUGGAACAUCUGGACGCCAUCUCGCCAGACCCGAACGACCUGUUGCACGAGCUCCUGCAGGACCUGGGAGAUGUCCCUGAUGUUGAGACGCUACUUGGUGAAGGGGUCGUUCAUAGCAGUGAUACAAACAAGGAACUAGUUCUCAAUCAGCAGGCCAAGACUGAGAUCUCCCUCAUCCUCACUAGCAAGUUUGAGCUGCUCGAGGGGGAUGACAAAAACUUGAAGACUCUCACGACCAAGACAAAGAAACUUGUUGUAGAUGUGAUUCGAAUUCAACCUGGAGAAACGUUGCUUGAAAUUUUAGACACCCCAGCCACAGAGCCUCAGGAGACGGAACAUGCCAAGAUAGCAAUGCGACGGGCAGUGCAGGAUGCUCAGACCCCAGAUGAUCUAAAAAGCAGCCCUGCCAUACUGGAGGACAGUCAGCUCCCUCUGGAGCAGAAGAAGAGGAAGAUCCUGAGGAAUCUUCGGAACUUGGAGCAGGCUAAUCUUGUAUCUCCCACAAACAAAUACCAGGAUAUCAUCACUGACAUUGCUAAGGAUAUUCGCUACCAAAGACGCUACAGACAAAUGAGGAAAGCCGAGCUGGUGAAACUCCAGCACACGCUUUCGGCACUCAAUUCGAAAACAGCCUUCUACAGGGAACAAAUGGACUAUUACGACACUUACAUAAAGACAUGCCUAGACAACCUCAAUCGCAAGAAUUCACGCAGGUCAAUCAAAAUGGAAAACAAAGGAGACUUGAAGGGCAGCAAAAAGUCAAAAUCUUUGAAGUACACCGGAGCGAGGUUACACGAGAAAGGAGUCAUUCUGGAGAUUGAAGGACUUCAGACAAAUCAAUUCAAAAAUGUCAUGUUUGAAAUUUCACCAUCUGAGGAAGUAGGGGAUUUCGAGGUAAAAGCUAAGUUUAUGGGGGUCGAGAUGGAAAAAGUUCAGCUUCAUUUCCAGGAUCUUUUGCAGCUCCAAUAUGACGGCGUGGCUGUCAUGAAGAUGUUCGACAAAGCUAAAGUGAAUGUGAACUUGCUCAUCUUCUUCCUAAAUAAAAAAUUCUAUGGAAAAUGA
Molecule: messenger RNA, 4689 nt
Organism: Nerophis lumbriciformis (worm pipefish)
Lineage: Eukaryota; Metazoa; Chordata; Actinopteri; Syngnathiformes; Syngnathidae
Source: RefSeq, a predicted model, not a curated record